Gasterosteus aculeatus aculeatus (three-spined stickleback) is the source of this 1669-nucleotide messenger RNA. Lineage: Eukaryota; Metazoa; Chordata; Actinopteri; Perciformes; Gasterosteidae. The record is from RefSeq and is a predicted model, not a curated record.
AGAGGGAGGGGAGACGCCACAGGCAGGCGGACCGGAGAAUAAAACAGGGACAGGCCAAGAGCAAAGGAAAAGUCAACUAACGGCGGAUUAAGAAGAAAUAACACAUCCGGCACCCUGGGAGGGAGACACAUGAGCGGAGAUGGAGGGAGAGAAGGAGGAACAGGGAGAGAUCACCCAGAGUGGGACGACUUCUACCCGGAGUCACACGGUGACGCAGAGCAACCAGCCCCAAGACCUCCAAGAACCAGGGGAGGAUGACCGGCCCGAGAUUGAAGCCUGUGACGGAGAGGUAGAGCCGAGCCAGGUGGAGGAGGAUCUAUGUCUCUGUGAUGCAGAGAGCUUACCACAGGAGACACCGAUAGGCACAAACACACAGGAUGUCACCCACGGCCUCCCUUUGUACCCCACGCCAACAGAGGAAGAGUUGACCCCCCCUUCAGUGUCAUCCCAUCCCUUGAACACACAGAGUCAGUCUCACACACACACAACCGAUAUAAUGUGUGUGUAUCCAGCACAGGCUCUUCACAAUAACAGGGUGCAGCUCUUUUCUCUUUGCGUUCUCACAGGUCGCCCGUCUGAACCCUGCUGGUAUUGCCGGAGGUCUCUUGACUCAGAGUAUCGUCCUGAAACUACUGAACAGGAAGACUCGGGUCCUUUGUCACCGGUGCCCUCUAGUGACCAGAAAGUGAGCUACCAGACAGACCCUCGACCUCACUUUGGCGUGGCUUGUUCCUCCCACUCUACUUGUCACCCUCUGUGGGGCAGCGAGGGACCCUGCUGGGGGCCAAGGAGUCAGGACGUGCUCGACCAGACAGACACCUGCCCUCACUGUCAUUUGGGGUUGCCCCCCGACACACUGCGUUGGCAUGAGGCAAAGUGUCUGCAGUUUGAAGGGGUGAGGAUCCCAAAGAAAUAAAAGGAGGCAAAAGCAAAAAUGUCGUUUGGGCAAAAUAACACUGUUCCUUCUUGGUAUUAAGACAAUAAUUCUCACAUAAUGGUUAUUUGCAAUUUCUGCUCUGAAAUAACUGUGUUUACAUCUAAAUUUAACUUAUUUUAUUUUAGUUUAUGUUUAAUUCAUGAUAUAUUUUUAAUGUGUUAUUACAAAUAAAACGCGUAAUAAGUUAAUGUGAAAUUAAGUACUCUUUCUCCCUACACGGACAGCCUAUUUUUUUCAGGAUAAUGAAGUACAUCACAUGCCGAUUAUUACCAAUAUAUACACAUUUAUGUCACUUCCACUGCAGCUCAGAAGACAAUAAGGAAACAGUAAAAAUUGGGAUUGGUUUUUGAUUCCGGAUUCUUUGACCUUUAGGGUCUGUGGCGUAUUCUCAGACGUGCUGCUGUCCCUGGUGCUAUAUCUCCUGUUUGGACACGUUUCGUAACCCCAGACUGCCCUGCAUUGUGCUCUGCUAGCUCGGCCUCAUCAACCAGAGCCAGGGCUAAAUCUUUCUGUCAGAUGAGCUGCUUACGGCCCUCCGGCACAAACAGCUUAACUCCUUCGGUAGCUGGCUGAGAUAUAAGGGCCUGGGAUACCUUUACAAAUCAUAGAUGACACAGACAAGGAACGUAUUCCACUAGGUGGAGGUGCUAUGAGAUUAGUGUUCAAAUACUGGGGGUGAACCCAAAUAGCAGAAAGUCACGUCAUGAAUAAAAUACCACUUUUCACAUAAAA